GAAAUCUCCUCAAACCGACUUGCCAAUUUUUCGUAAAAAUUUAGGAUCUCUUCCUCUGUCAGUUUCUACAUUUUUCAGAUCAAACUACGUGAGAGAAAAUAGAGAACAUUACAAAAUGAUGAACGUUUUGGCUCUAUGUUUUGUAAUGACCACACUUGUAACCGCAGGUGUGUUUUCUCCCAGCCCAGAACGAAUGCACAAAGAUGAUACUACUGUAGAGAAAGAAGGGCGCAGAGUUGUGGUGGUGGAAUUUGAUAAAGAUGAUGGAAACACCAAAGUUUCUAUCUCUACACAGGAACAGAAGGGUCAGAAAUCUUCCGAUAGAUUAAUGGAGGGCAAAAAGGAGAAACUUGAACGGGAAGACAUUCACCACAGCCAUAUGGGGAGUGCUAAAGAUCUUGUGUGUGAUGCAUUCGGUAAGUGUAAGCAUAAGAUUGGUAGCGCAAUUGGAAGAACCAAAGAGGCGGUCGAUCAGGCGGAUGAGGAAGCUCAUUUGGCUAAAGAAAGAGAGAAAGUGAAGGAAAGAGCUCAUGAAGUGAAAGGAGCUGCGAAAAGAGGCGGAGAAAAUGUAAUGGAGACGGCCAAGAUAAUCAAAGGAGAGGCGGAGAGAAAGGCGGAUGAGGAAGCUCAAGAGGCUAAAGAAAGAGUGAAAGAUGUUGGAAGUGAAAAGGUGAAGGAAAAAGCUCGUGAAGUGAAAGAAGGAGCGAAAAGAGGCGGAGAAAUCGUAAUGGAAACGGCCAAUAUAAUUAAAGGUGAGGCGGAGAGAAAUGUGUGUAGAAAAUUUGAGGCGACAAUAGAAAAGGCGAAAGAAGCAAAAGAAAUGGUGGAAGAGAAAGUUAAAGAAGAGUGGAAAAAGGGCUUGAAGAAAUUUCUGUUUGAUGUAUUGGGACAUAGUUUAUGGCUGAAGAGUAUGGGGAUUUUACAUUUGUUGGGAUUUGCCACAGCUUAUGGCAUGUGUGUGUGGGUGACUUUCUUAUCGAGUUAUGUUUUGGCUAGUGCAUUGGCUAGGCAGCAGUUUGCGUUGGUGCAGAGCCAGAUUUAUCCAGUGUAUUUCAAGGCCAUGGCUUAUAGUGUAGGUCUGGCGUUGGUCGGGUAUUUGAUGGGUUCGCAAAUGGAAGGAGUAGUGAUACUCCAGGGCUUCAAUCUUCUAGCACCACUGUUGAUGAUCAUGGUGAAUAUGCUCUACUUGGAACCUAAAGCCACUAAGGUAAUGUUUGAGAGGAUGAAGAAGGAGAAGGAAGAAGGGCGAGGAAAAGAGGGAUUCACCACCAAACCAAGUAGCACGGUACCUGGUGAAAAGAAUACACCUUCUCCAGAUCCUGUUCAAGAAAGGCUCAAGGAAGCAGCACUAAUGAGAUCUAAAAUCGUCAUACUAAGUGAAAAAUUAAAGAGGCUGAAUUCAUAUUCAUCCUUCCUAAAUGUUGUGACUUCAAUGUUUCUUACUUGCCACCUCGUUCACCUAGGCCAGCAACUCAAUAUGGUCUGUUAACAUCCACUCUCUUGUACAAGGGAUGGUUAUUUUGCUGUCUACUUUUGUAGAUAUUAGUGUAGCAAGCUUUUGCCUCUCUUUUUUCAAUCGUGAUCCUCAAUGGUCUACUAGUUUGAAUUGAUAAUUUUGCUCAAGGAAAUCUGUAAACUCGGUUACUCUUGCGAGUGCAUUGUU
This is a messenger RNA of Olea europaea var. sylvestris, 1663 nucleotides long. RefSeq lists its product as uncharacterized. The transcript has 2 exons. The record is from RefSeq and is a predicted model, not a curated record. Bases 116 to 1489 code for a protein of 457 amino acids. NCBI's taxonomy places the organism in Eukaryota, Viridiplantae, Streptophyta, Magnoliopsida, Lamiales, Oleaceae.